Molecule: messenger RNA, 1774 nt
Organism: Cercospora beticola
Lineage: Eukaryota; Fungi; Ascomycota; Dothideomycetes; Mycosphaerellales; Mycosphaerellaceae
Product: phosphotransferase family protein
Source: RefSeq, a predicted model, not a curated record
AGAUGCGAUUCUCUACCUCACACCUUCCUCCGAAACACAUACGGUCUUCUUCGGUAUGCUUAUAGCACUCGUCCGACAACUACUGCUCCGCCUACACAACCACGACCGGACUGAUUCCCGAAUAUCUUGGCCUUGAACAUAUCUCAGACGUCAACAGCGAACAGUCAAUCAAUUUGAACGUACACAGCCUCUCGGGGAUUUCAGUGCGCAGUUGCUCGGCGUGUUUCAUUGCAUCUUGUCGUCGGCCAACAAAGGUAGAACGUACAAAAGAUGACGGCAACCAUGUUGGAAGCACCACGAGUACUGGCCACCCCAACUACGAACGACAUCGUCUUCCACAAGUCCAGGAUGUCGUCUGCCACGACCUCUCACACCUCACGCUCGCCUGAUCGGGGUUCCAUACAACAAAUCGCUGCAAAUGCCCUGCAAACGAGAUCAGUCGCCAUUGAUAGGAUAGACGGAGCUCUAUUUCGAACGUUCAGAUUACAGAGUAGUUCAGACUUCUACCAUAUCCUUCGCUGUCGACCCUCGGUGAGCAUCCGGCUACUACGACACGAAGAGGAUCGGCUGCAGACUGAAGUGCAGACACUACAAGCAUUACGCGGGAGGACUGACAUUUUGGUCCCUCGACUUAUCGAAUACCAAUCCACGACUGCAGUGAUAGGGAGUCCAUAUUUCAUCAGCGGGCCUUUGAGAGGAGUCUUGCUGUCGGACCUGGAACCUCAACUGUCGAAACAGGCUCAGGCAAAUAUCGAUCGGAGUCUGGGGAGUUUUGUUCGGAGGCUCGCUUCCGUCUCUGGGUCACAAUUUGGGAGUCCAAGGAUAUCCAAUAGCACAUCGACACCUUCAUCAUUGUCGUCGCCUUCAUGGUCGAAGUGCUUUAGCAACAUGCUCGAAAGUAUUCUUCGCGAUGCUGAAGAUGCUCUCAUUAGCCUGCCAUACGACUUCAUACGAGAUCAGGUUCGUCGACAUCGGGCGUCCUUGGAUCAAGUGACGCAGCCCAAGCUACUUCUUCUUGAAAUGUUGGGCGAGGGAGAUAUUCUGGUCGAUUCGAGGACUUGUACGAUAACGGGAUUGCUGGACUGGGCGAGCGCGAUUUGGGGAGAUCCCUUCUUGUCAGAUUGCUUCUAUCAGCCUUCGGCGGGGUUUGCUGAAGGGUUUGGCAAGUUGCCUAAUUCGACGACUGAUGAGAGGAUUAGGCAGUACUUGUAUAUACUCUACCACGCAUUGGCCGCUAUCGUGAGGCAAUGCUAUCGUCCUUCGGAAGGCGGCGAUGAGUUCAAAGCGAGAAGAAAUUUGACGUCCGCUUUGACGCAGUUGAACAGCAUUCCUAGGUGAUGAGGUGCAAAAUCAUCUGUCCUUGUGACUGGGCGGAUUGGUGGUACGUCCAUCCACUUGCCGCGCGAUGCGAGUCGAGACCAUCAAGACCACCGGCAUGCCGAAGAUGAGGCUUGAGUCGGAGCCUCUGCGGUCCGGACAUUCAUCGAUUGUCACAGAAGAUGCUCUUCCUCAGCUGGCUGAGAUCUAGCAUCUUUGCAUACUUCUAUUCUCAUGGCGUUUCGUGGGUAUUGGGCGCUGGAGAUGACAGCGUUCUUUUGAUUCUCCUGGGACAAAGCAUGAGUGAAGUGAAGCAUUUGUAAGCCAUCAUAGUUAGCGUUUGCAUGUUUAGUGAACAUGGGUGGUGGUGCGUUGUGGCUUUAAGCAGCAUAGGCAUACGAAUUCAGGACACGUUGCGCAAUUCUCUCUCUGAAAGCAGCGUAUCCAGCAUCCGAAU